AUGAUUUUUAAUUGUAGUAAAUGUUCUUACAGUCAACUUGCGUGUUGCUUUUGCUUGGCCAUCACUCUUGCUCUUUUAGUGAGCACAGUCAUUGGUACUGUACUUGCUAUUGUCUUACCACAUACAACCACCCUAUCAACAACAGCCACGACUGCUACAACAACAACAGCAACAAGUAAGCGAUCAAAUUUGAUACUUUGUCUGACUAAAACAAGCGCAGGUCUUGAUUUUCAACUUCAACAACGACAACAAGUGUCACUACCAGCACCACUUCAACCUCGUCGACAAGUUCAACAUCAACAUCAACCACAACGUCAUCCACUUCAACCUCGACAACAAGUACUUCGACCUCCAGUUCGACCUCGUCAACAAGUGCCACAACCAGCACGACCUCGUCAACAAGUACUUCAACAACAAGUAUGGAUGCAAACAUAUUUUGAAUAUAUGAUUGAAGAUCUGGGUAUCGAUCGAGAUCGAACUUGGCGGAAUUUAAUGAUUUUGCUGAGAGUUGUCAGAGU
Messenger RNA from Adineta steineri, 518 nucleotides. The record is from the annotation of a GenBank genome assembly. NCBI's taxonomy places the organism in Eukaryota, Metazoa, Rotifera, Eurotatoria, Adinetida, Adinetidae.